Messenger RNA from Ylistrum balloti, 1518 nucleotides. RefSeq lists its product as uncharacterized. The transcript has a single exon. The record is from RefSeq and is a predicted model, not a curated record. Bases 1 to 1518 code for a protein of 505 amino acids. Lineage: Eukaryota; Metazoa; Mollusca; Bivalvia; Pectinida; Pectinidae.
AUGAGUAUGGAAGACCUUUCAGAGUUAUCGCGAAACAAAAGCCCCGGAUGUGUUCCCCGUUUGUCCCGUCCUCUUGGGCCCCUCGAGACCAUGUACCACCUCUAUCACCAGCGAGGAAUGGACCUUAUAGUCCAGCUCAUGUCUCUCAGGACGUGCGCGCCAGUGACUCAACUCAAUGUCAGACAAGCGCUUGUAUUUCUGAUGAAGAAGCAUCCUAUUUUGCGUAUGUGUAUUCGAAGAAACAAGUGUAGAGACAGUGUUUGUUACAAUUUCCUAGAAAUGGGUAAGUGUACGAUGGAUCUACGGGUGACGAAGAAUACCAACCACGAGGAAAUCCUCGCCAACGCCCUGCGUUUAUCAUUUGAUUACGAAAAUGGACCUCUUUGGAGAAUCAUUUUUGUUGAUCCAGAUAUUAAAGCAAGCACAAACGUAGAAACCCCUCCUUUAAACCACAGUUUGGUGUUCGCCUUUAGCUGCCAUCAUGCCAUUGCUGAUGGGAUUUAUCUACAGAAGAUAUACACAGAUUUUAUAGAACUUAUUCACCUUAUUCAGAAUGGGCGUUUCAGUGCAUUAUCGGCAAUGAAGAAGUCACUGUUUUUGCCACCGAUAGAAAAUAUUCUACCUGUAAUAUUUCCUGACGACAGAGUCGAACGACGUCCUCGACAAAGAAAAAAUAGCGGUAUAUUCAUGCAAACAGGUGGCGAUGCUAAUGCGCAAACGACACGCUCGUGCACAGGAAAGUCUAUUCAAGCACUUGAUGCCUAUAACAACAGCUGCCACUCUGAAAUUUCAAAUCUUGUUAACACACAUAAACAAUCCACUGGCAACAUCAGAUUCAAAUUUACAGAGGGGCAUUCCAGGAAAUUUUUACUGAGCAACAAGGAGAAUCACGUGACUGUGACGUCAUCUUGUAUCAUCGCGGCCUGUAUGUCCUUAGCCCGGUUGCUGGAGCCAACCCUCCCUGUUGACAUUGAUCGCCUGGUAGUUCCUGUUGAAAUCAUGGUCAACCUCAGGCGCUACGUUACAGAUCAAACAAUGUUCGAGGACUAUCCCGGAUGUGCUGCAAUUCAUAUUCCUUUAACUAUUUCCGUUCCUCUGCGACGUGCGCACAAACAGUCUGCAAUGAACUUCUGGAAUCUUUCCGAGCAAUGCGCAGACAAAAUUUCUGAUAUCGUGUCAACCGGGAAACCUAUCGAAAUAAUGAAGGAGGAAGCAGAGAAUGAAUUAAGGGAACAGCCAGUAAGAGGGAAAUCCCCUUUUGUGAUAUGCCUUACAAACCUCUCCAGGGUUGACGAUAUGGUAAAACCGGAACUGAAAAAAAACUUCAGACUGGUUUCGUUUCCAAGUCUGACGAGGAUAGCAGUGGACGAUAUGCCGAUAUUUUUCAUAAAUAUUUUCACCCUUAAUAAGGAACUGAACGUGAACAUUGGCUAUUGUGCCAACUACACUUCCAGACAGACAGCAGCGCGGUAUGCUUGGUUCUAUAGUGACGUCAUAUGUCAACACAGCAAACUUUAA